Messenger RNA from Fragaria vesca subsp. vesca, 1114 nucleotides. RefSeq lists its product as uncharacterized. Gene Ontology annotation, biological process: rRNA base methylation. The coding region runs from base 81 to 800 and encodes 239 amino acids. NCBI's taxonomy places the organism in Eukaryota, Viridiplantae, Streptophyta, Magnoliopsida, Rosales, Rosaceae. Gene Ontology annotation, molecular function: rRNA (uridine-N3-)-methyltransferase activity. Gene Ontology annotation, cellular component: cytoplasm. The transcript is spliced from 2 exons. The record is from RefSeq and is a predicted model, not a curated record.
AUGCAUUUAGACGUGCCCUCUUGUUUUGGUCCUUGUUAGUCACAAAAUCGGUGGACUUAUCAGUAAACAAACAGAAACAGAUGACGAUGCGAAAAGAAGAGGAAGAAGAAGAAGAAGAAGAAGAAGAAAGGGGAACAGAUGACGAUGAUGAUGAAUCUUCAGGGGAAUCAGAUUCAGAAGCGGAAGAGAAAUGGAGAAAGCACUACUCAUCCAGGCAUAGGAUAUUGUUGGUUGGAGAAGGGGACUUCUCCUUCUCUCUUUCUUUGGCCACCCACUUCGGAUCAGCGCGCAACAUGGUCGCCACUUCUCUCGAUUCCCAGGACAAGAUAUAUAGCAAGUACAGUAAUGCAAUAGCGAAUGUGAGGGAGCUUGAAGAAAGGGGGUGCUUGGUGCUUUACGGUGUUGACGCCAAGACCAUGAGUCAACACUUCUUCCUCUCCACUCAGAGGUUCGAUAGAAUUGUCUACAACUUCCCUCAUGUUGGCUUUCUCUUCAGAGAGGAAAGCUACUGCCAGAUCCAGUUGAACAAGAGACUGGUGAAGGGUUUUCUCAGGAAUGCUAAACUUCUUUUGAAAAAAGAGGGAGGGGAGAUUCAUAUAUCUCACAAAGAAGGCCAUCCUUACAACAAAUGGGAUUUAGUGAAGAAAGCACACAAAAUAGGAGGACUGGUUCUAACCCAAUCUGUGCCCUUCUGCAAGGAUGACUAUCCUGGAUAUGACAACAAGAGAGCCCAUGGUUCCCUUUCUGAUGCUUCUUUCCACCUUGGGGAUUGCACUACUUACAUGUUUAGCCUUGCUUAGUCUUUUGUCUCCAUCACAUGCUCUGUUAUGUGUUUGCCUAGCUCUCUUUCAAAUCAACCAUCUUUGUUAGAGAUUGAAGACGACGAGGUGCUUAAUUGCUUGCUUGCCACCUGAGGCAUCAGAGGAUUCAACAUGUAAUGUAAUAUAUGAAGAAACGAAAAAUCAUCAACUGCUUUGUUAGCUUAUAUGUGGAUGAUUGAACAUGCUUUCUCUUAUUGCUACUUUGUGUAAGAGUCUACUGAAUGUUGUCUUUGCUUGCUCCAAUUAUCAAUACUACAUGAUUGCUGCUAUCUUUUAGUCAAGCAUCUCUACUC